Exaiptasia diaphana is the source of this 2245-nucleotide messenger RNA. RefSeq lists its product as uncharacterized. The transcript has 3 exons. Lineage: Eukaryota; Metazoa; Cnidaria; Anthozoa; Actiniaria; Aiptasiidae. The record is from RefSeq and is a predicted model, not a curated record. The coding region runs from base 500 to 925 and encodes 141 amino acids.
GUCUUGGRACGCUGUCCUUUCAACCUGUUUCGAAUCCUAGUAGCUAAUGCUUCGCCUAUUGUUGAAACCACAACGAAGUAAAGAACKGAGUAACUUCGUCUGGUUUGACGUCUGGUAUAAGCUUAGAGAUAACGGAUUUGGGAAUCUAUUUCCCAACUAUACUUUAUUGACAUGGGAUAUUCUAAAAUGAACUCCGGGCAWUUCAUGCACUUAUUUGGGUGUGUAAUAGAUAUCGAUAAUUGURCCCAUACAUUGACAGAAUAUCUAACGUGACAAACUGCUCUGUUUGYCUUGGUAUUUCCGAUCAAUACAGACUGCUGAUAUUACACCCCUCUUCAGCUCGUCAUUGGAAUCUAGGAGGGUCAAUUCGUGAGACCGGUUACUAGGCAACACGUCGAUUGUGCAUUGAUGAGGGUCAUAAAGGACGAGGUAYUUUUAAUAUAGUCAUUUGAUUAAGUUACAGCAGUGAGAUUCGUAGGAUAAAUAAAUAUCCGAUGAAAUGGAGCUCGGCAAGGUUUUCUGCCUUGUGUUAGUGCUACUAAUGGCUCUGUUCACGCGGAAUAGCGAUACGUCGAGUAUUUACGUGGGACGACACGCUAUGGCAUCACGACCACAACUUGCUAAGAAUUAUAACGACUGCGAAGACUUUGAUGUCAAAAUGUGUCAAAAGAUUAUUUACUGGUUCGGACAUAAAGCAUGYAAAGAUCAACAAAAUAACCGUUACACCAAGUAUCUCAGUCGUGCAUGCCCCAAGUCCUGUGGUUUGUGUGAUUGCAAAGAUACUGGAGAGUUUUGUAAGAUGUUAUCAUCGCUAUGUAGCAGUAAUGACGAAAAUGGCAAGUUUUUGAAGCAGCGCUGCCCCAAAACGUGCAACACAUGCCGUGGAACAGACSAAGGAGAGCCCGAGUUUGCAGGAGUUAUGUAAAGAAAAGCCAAAAAAUAGCAAUCGUAUUUUAAGAAAUCAUUUCGCUCUAACCUGAUCAGGCUUAUCGGCUGGUUAGCUGGACGUUUAGUUACGAAGUGUCAUCCUUAGAGAUCUAUGAAAGCUCACAAGACUCCUGUCUGCCUCCAAUUGAGUAUUAGRGAAGAUUCAGUCGGUGACUUUGAAUUUGCAUAUAGUAAAAACACAUAAAACAAUUCCCGCGUCCAAUGUAAAACAAUCAGAAAAAAUAUUUUAAUGACAACGCAAAUCAUUCUGCUGMUAAAAGAUAAAUAAUUAGCUACAGUUAGUUUAGUCAGUGAAGCUUCUUGAAUAUCAGUUGCCGCUGGGGUUAAGGACGGUCCAUUUGAUUAUUGUUGGGGGSUGAGUUAAAUCCCCCAAAAAAUAUCGAGCAAGCUCUCCAACCUAAAAAAAUAUCGUGCAUCACCAAUAUGGCGGAAAAAAUAUCGAGCAUGGGUAGUACUGACCUUUUUUAGAACCAAAUAAAAUAUUCAACUCUUCCACUCCCUUCUUCGUAGUAGGAGAUGCCCCUCAAAAUGCUGAAAAUCGCAUGUCUUAGAGAGUUCUUAUUUCAAACAUUUCUGGGGGAGGACCCCCAUACCCCCCUUAUUCCGGUAUCACCGAGGUUUUUUAAACCAAAUGAAAUAUUCAACUCUUCCAACCCCUUCUUCGUAGCAGGAGGUGGAAAAAGAAAUAUUCACGAUUAAAAUUUCACAUAAAUUUGAUGCCUUUUAUAUGCUCUCGAUACMCCUCAAAAUGCUGAAAAUCGCAUGUCUUAGAGUUCUUGUUUCAAAAUUUUCYGGGGGAGGACCACCAUACCCCCMUUAUACACKACUUUCACAAUGGCCGACACUAAUUAGCAUACUAUUGUUAAACUCAUAAUGUUGAAAAAGAAAACACUCAGAUGAUAGAUAWCAAAGCUAAAGAUAAGCUCUGAAAGUUUCAAAGUAUUACAUCCUUUGGAAGUUAUAAGGGUUGGAAGAUGCACAAAAACACCAAAACGAGGCCACCAAGGCCUCGGUAAAGAAUUUCAUACAAAUCCUUGCAUUUUCAUUCCAUAACUUUGUUAGUAUUUAGUCUUCAAAUUUUGCACACUUAUUUCUGAUAGUUAUUCAAUAUAUGACAGUGCUUAAUGUUUCCUUAAUAUUGCCAAUCAUAUAAAAUCGAUAGUAGGCACUUGUGAAAGUGGUCUUACACCCCUCAAUCAAAAAUAUGUAUCGCGGUCCCUGAGAAGUGCAGUUAGAUGUGUAGUUAUGUAAUAACAAUGCAACGUAUAGGGUUAUAAAGCAGCAACUAUGCAUUUUC